AUGGAAAGACCAGUGGCCGAAAUCCGGACAGUGAUCCAACUGCUCGUCCAGUCCCCUCCUUCGCUCCAACAAAAGGCGAUUGAGCGUUUCUUCGUCCCCGAUGCAUCGUUUGCGCAUCCGUUCUGUCGGGUGCCCAGCUUCAAUGGAAGCCGGUGGUGGAUUACCAAGAUCUUCCAGUGGUAUAAGAUCAUGUCUCCACGGAUUGAGAUGCAAGUUCACUCAGUCGCAUUCGAUGAGGAUCAAUUGAAGCUCUAUGUCAACAUGUCCCAGAUCUUCUCAAUCUGGCUGGUCCCCUUCCAUGUCGCACCUGUGACAUUGACCACAGUCUUGGAUUUGACCACCGACCGGGCACAAAGUGAUGCAUCUACCAACGGCGACCACACCAAGUACUACAUCACCCGACAGGAGGAUCUGUAUCAGACUUCGGACUUUAUCAAGUUCCUGCUGCCGCAUAUUGGUUACUGGCUCGUCAUGGCCUGGCACCUGAUGGCCACCUUCUUCUGUCUUGUUGGUGUGACUGCGCUCUGGCCCAUGCUGUACUUGGAAGAGAACGGUUACCUGCCAGUUUGGAUUUCGCGGGGUAACCUGGCCUAUGACAUUGGGGAGAAACUUCCUGAGAUCAAGAAGGAGUAG
Messenger RNA from Penicillium diatomitis, 633 nucleotides. RefSeq lists its product as uncharacterized. Bases 1 to 633 code for a protein of 210 amino acids. Lineage: Eukaryota; Fungi; Ascomycota; Eurotiomycetes; Eurotiales; Aspergillaceae. The transcript is spliced from 3 exons. The record is from RefSeq and is a predicted model, not a curated record.